AUGGAACGGCCAGAGCUUGUAGAGUCUCCGCGGAAGCGGCAAAAGACUGAGGAUGUUCCUUCAACCGAUGUCACGGUUGAUGUGCUUCCAGGCAAUGGCAGCGCCGCCGCGACAGACGCGCAGACCAUGAAGGAAAACGAUGUUGGCAUUACGGAGCUCGUGACUGCUGAUAGCGAGGGAUUCUCGGGUAUCCUGAAGAAGAGAUACACUGAUUUCUUGGUCAAUGAGAUCACUCCCUCCGGCCAAGUCGUUCACCUCCAAAACACCCGCGCGCCCUUCUCUUCGAACACCGAGGAAGCCACCCCGACUGAAUCGCAGCAGCCCACACCACAGGCUACGGAGCAGCCCGCUCAGAAGGAGGAAGCCACUGAGACCCCAGAGGCUGUGACCCCCGCCGAGUUCAAGGUGUCGGAAGAGGACAAUGCUUUGCUUGCAGAGUACUUUGGCGCUGAGAAUGCGACUGCCAUUAUCGAUCUGCACCAGACAGCAAUGAACUCUCCCAGAGCUCGUCCUAGCGAAUUGGGCAAGGUUACCGUCGUUGUCUCCGACCGCGACCUCCGCACCAAGAUUCACCAGGCCAUCCGUCGCAUUUUCAACUCGCAGUUGGAGUCAAGCACUGAUAGCGAAGGAAACCUUGCCAUCACGGCGGCCAGCAACCGCUUCAAGCGCAAGGCUCAAGGACACCGUGGUGGCAACGCUGGUCGUACCGGUGGCCGAAUGAACUGGGACGAGCUGGGUGGCCCGUAUCUCCAUUUCACUAUCUACAAGGAGAACAAGGAUACGAUGGAGGUUAUCUCAUACAUUGCCCGCACAAUGAAGAUGAACCCGAAGACCUUCCAGUUCGCCGGUACCAAGGAUAGACGCGGUGUGACCGCUCAGCGCGCCUGCGUCCUCCGUGUCCAAGCCGAGCGGCUCGCGAACAUGAACAAGUCUCUGCGAAAUUCCUAUCUGGGCGACUUUGAGUACCGCAAGCAUGGGCUUGAGCUCGGUGACCUUGGUGGUAACGAGUUCGUCAUCACCCUCCGCGACUGUGAAUUCCCCGGUGUGGAUAUGACGGAUCCUCAGGCUGCUGCUACCAAGGCCUCCGAGAUUGUUGGCACUUCUCUGAAGAACCUCCACGAUCGCGGUUACUUCAACUACUACGGUCUUCAGCGAUUCGGUACUUUCACCACCCGAACUGAUACCAUCGGUGUCAAGAUGCUGCAGGAUGAUUUCAAGGGUGCCGCCGAGGCUAUUCUUCACUACCCUCCCCACGUCCUCGCCGCUGCGCAGGAAGGCGAAUCAUCCACCGCACUGAUUAGCACCGAUGACAAGGCCCGUGCCGAAGCAAUCUACAUCUUCCAAAGCACGCACAACGUGAACGACGCUCUUGCCAAGCUCCCGCGCAAGUUCUCUGCCGAGGCCAACAUCAUCCGCCACCUGGGUCGGGUUAAGAACGACUACCUGGGUGCCAUCAUGUCUAUCCCCCGCAAUCUGCGACUGAUUUAUGUUCACGCUUACCAGUCCCUUGUAUGGAACUUUGCUGCUAGCGAGCGCUGGCGACUCUACGGCGACAAGGUUGUCGAGGGUGACCUGGUUAUUGUCAGCGAGCACCGGGACAAGGAAGAGACCGACCCUGCCGCAGCCAAUAGCGGUGUGGAUGAAGAUGGCGAAGUUGUUGUUCUCCCCGAAGGCGAGAACAGCUCAUACGCCGCGGAAGACGCAUUCACUCGGGCCCGGGCUUUGACCGCCGAGGAGGCCGCUAGUGGAAAGUACUCCAUCUUUGACGUGGUUCUGCCCCAACCCGGCUUUGACGUCCUCUACCCAGCCAAUCAGAUGACCGAGUUCUAUAAAAAGUUCAUGGGCAGCGAGCAAGGUGGUGGCCUUGACCCGUUCAACAUGCGCCGUAAGAACAAGGAUACCAGUCUGAGUGGUGGCUACCGCAAGGUCUUUAGCCGUAUGGGAUCCAACUUCUCGCAUGAGGUCAAGUUGUACUCUGAAGAUAACGAGCAGUUUGUCCAAACGGAUAUGGAAAAGCUCAAGGGUAGCGAGGAUCGUGGCAGUGCAGCCACGUCCGAGACUGGCGAUAAGUUGGCCGUCGUGUUGAAGUUCCAGUUGGGCUCUAGCCAGUACGCCACCAUGGCGCUCCGCGAGCUGAGCAAGGGGUUGGUUCGUGAGUACAAGCCUGAUCUUGGUGGUGGUCGAUAA
Messenger RNA from Penicillium cataractarum, 2187 nucleotides. RefSeq names its product pseudouridine synthase PUS7. Gene Ontology annotation, biological process: pseudouridine synthesis. The transcript has 2 exons. The coding region runs from base 1 to 2187 and encodes 728 amino acids. Gene Ontology annotation, cellular component: nucleus. Lineage: Eukaryota; Fungi; Ascomycota; Eurotiomycetes; Eurotiales; Aspergillaceae. Gene Ontology annotation, molecular function: RNA binding; pseudouridine synthase activity. The record is from RefSeq and is a predicted model, not a curated record.